AUGGAGCCGUUCCCCGCCACCGCGAUCUCAACCCUCUGCGUAACUAGCGGGAAGAUCCUCCUCGGCUUUUACGAGUACAUCAACGACGUGGCUGACGUACCCCGCUACGUCGAGGAGCUGACUGCCGAGCUGAGCUCGCUGAACGCUGCGCUCUUGGCGCUGAAAGCGCUACUCCUGCCGGGAGCUGUUCGCCACAUGCGCCGCACCCUCAAGCAGAUCGAGGACUGCGUCAACAAGUCCAAGAUCAAGACGAACAAGUCCGCCAAGGGCCAGCUACUCACCUGCAUCAGCUGGCUGUGGAACAAGGAGGUCGUGCUCCUCAGGCAGGCGCUGGCGAAGGAGCGCGAGACGAUAUCCUUCAUGCUGCAGGUCUCGACUUGCCAAAGCCAAGACGACUUAGCCAAACUGCUGAAACAAGUCGACGAGAAAGUCACCGCCCUCCAAGAAUCGCGGAAGCACGUCAAGGAGGCGCUCGUCGUCAUAGACAGAGACCACCCACGGUUUGAGGAGGCCGAGUUCACCAUCCACAUGCAGCCAGCUACGCGACCAGAUGAGCAGCCAGCGCCGGCCGAAGCUCCCAGCCCAUUCCGGCCCCUUAACCGGAAGCUCGUUGACACCAUCGAGGCGAAGGCAUGGACCGCGGCGAAGGUCAUAUGCGACGAAAAAUGGACUAGUGUGCCUCAGCUCUCCGAGGUCGAGCUCAGGAUCAAGAUCAUAUCAGGCAGGAGUGCCAUGCUAGCACUCAGGCUAUCCUCCGACGAUGAUUUGGCUUUACCUAGACGUUAG
This is a messenger RNA of Lasiosphaeria miniovina, 786 nucleotides long. RefSeq lists its product as uncharacterized. The record is from RefSeq and is a predicted model, not a curated record. Lineage: Eukaryota; Fungi; Ascomycota; Sordariomycetes; Sordariales; Lasiosphaeriaceae. Bases 1 to 786 code for a protein of 261 amino acids. The transcript is spliced from 3 exons.